Tetranychus urticae (two-spotted spider mite) is the source of this 1389-nucleotide messenger RNA. RefSeq names its product acyl-CoA Delta-9 desaturase. Lineage: Eukaryota; Metazoa; Arthropoda; Arachnida; Trombidiformes; Tetranychidae. Gene Ontology annotation, molecular function: iron ion binding; stearoyl-CoA 9-desaturase activity. Gene Ontology annotation, cellular component: endoplasmic reticulum membrane. Gene Ontology annotation, biological process: unsaturated fatty acid biosynthetic process. The record is from RefSeq and is a predicted model, not a curated record.
CCGUUCAAAUAUGAGGGCUUUGCUGAUUUGGAUCUGGUACAGUCUUGGACUCGAGUUGAUUUGAAGAGUUAAAGAGUUGAGGUGACUGUAUUUAAAGUUACGUUUCGUUUGUCAAGUCAACAAUUUGUCAGUGUGCAUUUAGCCCAUUACCAUUAAGCCUCAACGUUUAAUUAUUUUAGUUAUUCAUUGAAUAUCCUGUGCACCCCUUUACUUGUCCAUAAUGGCUCCUCGAAUUCCUGAGGGAACUAACAAUGAACGGAUUGAAUCUAUCGAACCAGAACUUAAGGAUAAAAAUACCGUCGAAUAUAAAGUACAAAUUGUUUGGCGGAACGUAGUUCUGUUUAUUGCGUUGCAUAUCGCUGCGCUUUAUGGACUUAAAUUGAUUUUUACAGCCGCUGCUUGGCAGACAACUUUUUUUGCUUUCCUGCUUUAUAUUUGUGGUGGACUUGGUAUUACUGCUGGAGCACAUAGAUUAUGGUCUCAUCGAUCUUACAAGGCCAAAUGGCCCUUGAGAGUUAUUCUUUCCAUCUUUAAUUCUCUUGCUUUCCAAAAUCAUAUUUAUGAAUGGAGUCGAGAUCAUCGUGUACAUCACACCUAUUCCGAAACUGACGCUGAUCCUCACAACGCAACGCGUGGCUUUUUCUUUGCCCAUAUGGGCUGGCUUCUUUGUCGAAAGCACCCAGAAGUGAUCAGAAAAGGAGCUAAUAUUGAUUGCAGCGAUAUUUUGGCCGAUCCUAUUGUCAGAUUUCAAAAGAAAAACUAUUUGAAACUUGUCUUCAUAUUCUGUUUCUUAUUACCUACCAUAAUCCCACGUAUUUUCUGGGGUGAAUCUUUGUGGAAUGCAUACUUCAUAUGUGCGGCUUUCCGUUACUGUUUUCUUCUUCAUGUCACUUGGUUAAUUAACAGUGCUGCUCAUUUGUGGGGCCAACAUCCUUACGACAAACACAUUAACCCAGCCGAAAACUUAUCCGUAUGUCUUACUGCAAUUGGUGAAGGUUUCCAUAAUUAUCACCAUACUUUCCCAUACGAUUACUCAGCCAGUGAACUCGGAACUCGUUAUAAUUUGACUACUGUAUUUAUUGACGCUAUGGCAAGCAUUGGAUGGGCAUACGAUCGUAAAAGAGUAUCUCCAAGCGUUCUUAAGCAAAGAAUCGAAAGAACUGGCGAUGGUUCGCAUUUCAGUCUCCAUGAGGCUUCUAAAAAGUCACUUUAGUGAUAGAAAAAUUUAUUAUUUAGAAAAGAUUUUGCAAUAAAAGUUUCAACUUAAAAAGAAAAAAAAAAUUUCAAGAAUGUGUGCAAUUUUUGCCUAAAAAAAGACUCAACAUCGAUUGUAAGAAUUACAAUUGUAUUGCUCGUAAACUCGUUGAUUAAACAUUGCAUCAAAAUUAC